AUGGCUCCUAAGGACGGACCUCCCUUUAUUCUAAGAGAAGAGUUGAAGAAGGGCAUAAUCAGCGAGGUUUACGACAGAGACUCGCCCUUUAGCACAUUAUAUUACGGCGAGGUAGAUAACAUACAGAGUGUGAGUGUUACACUCGGCACUCUCACUUUCCUCUGGGUCUUCCGCACUUUCCCUCCGGUCGUCAGUCUCAGUCGGACCCCGGCCGCUGUCGCUGCCGCUGCCACCGACGCCGCCAUGGCUCCCCGGCCGCCCCCUAGACUCUUUCUGCAUAUACUCGUGGUGGGUUUCCUGUUACUUCUUCUGCUGAUGCCACCAACGGAAUCAUUGCAGCCUCGAGCUCCAAAUUUCCAGUACUUUGAAAGACCCAAGUACCGCUACCCGUACUACGACGAGAGCGGCAGAGGCAAGCUUCUGUACGGCUACGGAGGUCCAGACCUCUACCAGUACAAAUCCUACUCGCCCCUUGAGGGUAUACACUAACCUUCUGUUAGUGUUACAUAGCUUAAGGUUCAGCCAGAGGUGGUUACAUGUUACCAUGACAGAGCAUUCAGUUGUAAAAGCAAACCAGGCUGGCAUCUAGCUCACUUCAUUCAUCACCUUCCUGUCAAGAGAAGAUUACGUGAAAACUUCCUUAGAUGUUAAUUUUACAUUAGAUUUAUUAGAGUGCAACAACAAGUUCCACACAGUAACUCAAUCAAGUCCAUCUUCAUUGUCAUAACAAUUCAUUUUUAUAACUUAUUAUUUUAGUAAUCGGUAUUUCUCCCCUAUUUCAUGCAUCUCAUCGCUGUUUUGUAACACGUCAUGCUUCAUUUUCAUCUUCAUCGUGGUAAAAUUACUUUUCAUCAGAUAAUACUUGGUGCGAUUCAUUUUUAAUUCAUUUUUCAUAUAAAACUUAAGAUUUAAAACACUCAAUUUUACACAGAUUAUUUUAACGAUCUAAUAUUGACGAUAAUUCUUCCACCAUUUCAAGGACAAAUAUACCUCCUGACGAAAUCAUGAAACAAUGACAAACAAACAAUAGUCUGUGCAUAAGUAUUAUUUAUUGAAUUCAGAAUUACUUCAUUGUUUAUAUAACAAAUAACAAUGAGUGCAUACUGAUAUUACAUAGUAGUUUUCGACGCUAUGAGGGAAUGUGAGUGUUUACUUUGCAGAGUUGUGUUUUACGAGCGAGGCAAAGCUGGCGUUGGAAAAUAAAAUUAAGCACCUAAACUUUUUGCUUCAAGUGGUAAACAACAUUUACUUUCUUCUGCAAAGGUCUUUCAUGUUUUUAAAUAAAAAUAAAUAUUCAGUAAUUUACUAUUUCCUUUUUGUAUUGUUGCUGUUAAUUUAUCAAACUUCAAAUACAAAUGUUGGAUUAGCGUAUCUAAAAACUUUUAAGCGCACUGCCAAGAAGAAAAUUAGUUGCUUCAGACACCAAGUUUAUGUGUAUAAACCAAUUGGGUGCUUUCUGUUCAGUACCUAUGUUAAAAAUAUUUAUUUGUCACAUUUCUGUAUUUUAUUCUUUCUGACGACUACUGGUAGUGCAGCCAAAGGUACAUGAAACUUUAUAUGAUAUCAUCACCCGGCACUAUAAAUUGAAUUAAAGAUAUUUUAUAUAUAUAUAUAUAUAUAUAUAUAUAUAUAUAUAUAU
Molecule: messenger RNA, 1639 nt
Organism: Homalodisca vitripennis (glassy-winged sharpshooter)
Lineage: Eukaryota; Metazoa; Arthropoda; Insecta; Hemiptera; Cicadellidae
Exons: 4
Coding region: 1-489 (162 amino acids)
Source: RefSeq, a predicted model, not a curated record